AACACUACUCUUCCCAGUUUCAAAACAAAAUUAAUGGUCUAAGACUGAUAGCUUACUAUUGUUAUCAUCGUCUUUAUGUUCUUUUGACCUUUGGGUGUGGCUGUAUUUAUUCAUAGCAGAAGUGUCCAAGAAAAAUAUAGGGAGAAAAGAUUAAAUGAAACAAUAAGAAGGUCAAAGAAAAAGUUAAUCUGUUCAGAUUACUGUAAUAUUUUAUAUUAAAAAAAAAGGUUGAAAUAGUUACUACCAUAAACACUACUCUUCCCAGUUUCAAAACAAAUUAAUGGUCUAAGACUGAUAGCUUGCUAUUGUUAUCAUCGUCUUUAUAUUCUUUUGACCUUCGGGUGUGGUUGUAUUCAUUCAUAGCAGAAGUGUCCAAGAAAAGAUAGGGAGGAAAGAUUAAAUGAAACAUAAGAAGGUCAAAGAAGAAAUUAAUCUGUUCAAAUUACUGUGAUAUCUUAUAUAAAAAUAUCAUCAAAAAGAUUACUGUAAUCUAAGCAGGACAUUAUAAGUAUAACCUUGGAAGCGAAUUCCUAUCAUUGAAAUAAGCAGUUAAGACGACCUCAAUUAUACUCCCACACUUUGAAAAUUUUUCUGUAACUGCCCAAAGAGUUAAUUCAUAAUGCCUCAAAUUUUCAUAAAAUCCCUCUUUUCUCUGUUGUCCUUUUGGUGAUUGCUUUUGGGAUUUUAAACUUAAGUCCUGGUUUCAAAGUUGCUGAGAGAAAAGGAAAUGGUUUCCCUGUCUCGUGCUUCUAUCUCUGAGGAGGAACACAACGAAAACCUUCUUGAAGUUGGGAAUGAGCUGCUUCAGCAGCCUCCAUCUUCUAAAGAGGAGCUUCUGGAGAAACUGGAUAAGUUAGAGCAUCUUUUGUCACCGGUGAAGCAAAUCCCCUCCGUAUCGAUGCGAGAUGCUUUUCGGCCUGCAAUGGAAGCACUAGUUGCAGAUGGACUUCUACGACAUUGUGACAUGGAUCUGAAGGUGUCAGUUGCAUCUUGCAUCAGUGAGAUCAUGCGGAUUACAGCUCCAGAUCAACCAUAUAAGGAUAGCAUACUUAAGGCAAGUACAACUCAUACAGUUUUCUUUGCCCAAAACGGGAAAUCAGACUUGUUGCAAGUCUUUCUUUUAACGAAACUGUUUUGCUAUGUAAUUGAUAGUUCAGAUUCUGUAGUAUUUAUGCAUCUAUGAUUUUCUUGAAUACAUGCAUAGUAUUUAUACAUUCUCAUAGUUUGGUUUCCUGCUCAAUUGGUUGACAGAACUUUUUUGAGCUUGCAGUGUUGACGUUUGGGAAAUUGUCUUGCUUGGAUGGUCACUAUUAUUCAAAGGUUGUCUCAAUUAUUGAAGUUCUGACAAGGUACCGAACAAGCGUGCUCAUGUUAGAUACAUAGAUUGUUCAGAUGUUUCAACAUUUUCUCAAUGGUACAAGGUAUAUUUCCAAUUUUGUUAUGAAUAGAAACCGUCUCAUUGCUGGCACCAACUAAAGAGAGUUUAUAUAAAUAUUGUUAUCUUCCCUCCCUUUGUAUAUAUUCUUUCUUGUCUGCUUUUUUUUUCCUGAAAUUUCUCAACAACUGUCUAUAAAAAAAGAUAUGCACAGAAAGGGCGACAGAAGCAACCUUUCUUAGCGCGCUUUUCAAGCGCUUAGCUUCUGCUAGUGGCGGGGCGGCAAGGCCAUGUUGUUCAGUUGGAAGCCUAAGCCAAGAAGGUCGUAUAAAGAAAAAUAUUACAAAAUAUUUGGGCGGUAUA
This is a messenger RNA of Solanum lycopersicum (tomato), 1738 nucleotides long. Its product is annotated as sister chromatid cohesion protein PDS5 homolog C-like. The record is from RefSeq and is a predicted model, not a curated record. Gene Ontology annotation, biological process: DNA repair; mitotic sister chromatid cohesion. Lineage: Eukaryota; Viridiplantae; Streptophyta; Magnoliopsida; Solanales; Solanaceae. Gene Ontology annotation, cellular component: chromatin; nucleus.